ACGAGGGAGUAAGCAGAUUACCAGGCUGCCUGAGCAGGAAGUAUGGAUUCCCUAGCACCUCUUCUAAGUUCACACUAUUGGGCAAUGAUGUGAGGAGAGGCAGGAAUGAAAGGAGUUACAUAAUUGGGAGUGGGGGGAGGCAGGUUCAGAUAAAAGCCCCAGCUUCAGAAUUGACUCGAUGAGGGGUGGAAGACACUCAGACUAAGGCCAUGGAGCUCAGCAUUCUCCUCCUCCUGGCUCUCUUCACAGGCCUCUUACUUCUCCUGGCCAGGAGCUAUCCAAAGGCCGAGGGCCACCUCCCACCAGGCCCAAGUCCUCUGCCUUUCUUGGGGAACCUUCUGCAGAUGGACAGAGGAGGCCUACUCAAAUCCUUCCUGAAGCUCCAAGAGAAGUACGGGGAUGUGUUCACGGUGUACCUGGGGCCCAGGCCUGUGGUCAUGCUGUGUGGAACAGAGGCCAUACGGGAGGCCCUAGUGGACCAAGCUGAGGUCUUCUCUGGCCGGGCGCAUGUCGCCUAUGUGGAGCAAGUCUUCCAGGGAUAUGGUGUCAUCUUUGCCAACGGGGAUCGCUGGAAGGCUCUCCGGCGAUUCUCCCUGGCCACCAUGAGGGACUUUGGGAUGGGAAAGCGGAGCGUGGAGGAGCGGAUCCAGGAGGAGGCUCAGUGUCUGAUGGAGGAGCUGCGGAAAUCCAAGGGAGCUCUCCUGGACCCCACCUUCUUCUUCCAUGCCAUCACCGCCAACAUCAUCUGUUCCAUUGUCUUUGGAGAACGCUUUGCCUACAAAGAUCCCCAGUUCCUUCGGUUGCUGGAUACAUUCUACCAGACCUUUGCACUUGUCAGCUCCUUCUCCAGCCAGGUGUUUGAGCUCUUCCAGGACUUCCUGAGGCACUUUCCAGGCCCACACCGGCAAGUCUACAAAAACCUGCAGGAAGUCAACGCCUUCAUCAGCUGCAGUGUGGCAAAGCACCGGGAAACCCUGGACCCCAGCGCCCCUCGGGACUUCAUUGAUACUUACCUGCUCCGCAUGGACAAAGAGAAGUCCAACCCGGACACCGAGUUCCACCAGAGGAACCUCAUUCUCACCACACUGUCUCUCUUCUUCGCUGGCACUGAGACCACCAGCACCACUCUCCGCUACGGAUUCCUGCUCAUGCUCAAAUACCCCCACAUCGCAGAAAAAGUCCGAAAGGAGAUUGAACAGGUGAUUGGCUUACAUCGCCCUCCAGCUCUCGAUGAUCGAGCCAAAAUGCCGUACACCGACGCAGUCAUUCAUGAGAUGCAGAGAUUUGGGGACCUCCUCCCCAUUGGCGUGCCCCACAUGGUCACCAAAGACACUUACUUCCGAGGGUACAUCAUCCCCAAGGGCACUAAAGUAUUCCCCAUCCUAAGCUCUGCCCUUCAUGACCCACGUUACUUUGAAAAACCAGAUGAAUUCAACCCUGAUCACUUUCUGGAUGACAAGGGGGCACUGAAGAAGAAUGACGCUUUUAUGCCCUUCUCCGUAGGGAAGCGCAUUUGUCUUGGUGAAGGCAUUGCCAAGGCCGAAUUGUUCCUCUUCUUCACCACUAUCCUCCAGAACUUCUCUGUGGCCAGCCCUGUGGCCCCCAAGGACGUCAGCCUCAUGCCGCUGGAGAGUGGUUUCGGCAAAAUGCCCCCCGUGUACCAGAUCCGCUUCCUGGCCCGCUGA
Messenger RNA from Loxodonta africana (African savanna elephant), 1685 nucleotides. Its product is annotated as cytochrome P450 2B11-like. Gene Ontology annotation, molecular function: oxidoreductase activity, acting on paired donors, with incorporation or reduction of molecular oxygen, reduced flavin or flavoprotein as one donor, and incorporation of one atom of oxygen; heme binding; arachidonate epoxygenase activity. The record is from RefSeq and is a predicted model, not a curated record. Lineage: Eukaryota; Metazoa; Chordata; Mammalia; Proboscidea; Elephantidae. The coding region runs from base 210 to 1685 and encodes 491 amino acids. The transcript is spliced from 9 exons. Gene Ontology annotation, cellular component: cytoplasm; intracellular membrane-bounded organelle. Gene Ontology annotation, biological process: epoxygenase P450 pathway; xenobiotic metabolic process.